UUGGCCAAGCCGUCGAAAUAACGUCGCGGAUGUUCUCACAGCUGUGUAGCGUGCUUUGUGCUUUCGCGUUCUAUGCCGGCACGUAGUGGGGUCCGGUGGGUUCGUGGGCUUUGCUUGUGCUGCCAGCAACUGUCAGAACAGUUGUGCUGAUUCACAACUUUGUGAUUGGUGCUGCGCUUUUGAAGCGUGCUUACUGUAACCUCUAAUUCGAACUUUGGUGGUGAUUAGUCGUGCAGUCACUCUAGUCGUGCAGUGCCGCUUGUGAGCUGUCCGAGUUUUCGUCGUGGUGUGACCACUGAAGUCGAAAGCAACCGCGAAAUGUCGGCGCAGCCGCUUACCACUGGAGAAAUGUCCAGGGAGGAUCGGGAACGACUGGUCCAGCAGCGCAUGGAGGAAAUGAGGCGCAAAAAUGAAGAACUGCUUCGACGCCAUGCAGAAAUUGAAGCAGACAAAAAGAAUGCCGACCUGCUCAGCAGUGCAGCCAUCAAGGACAAUUCCCUUCGUAAGCCACCAUCUGCAGAUUCUUCGAGCUCAACACAGGAGAAGGCCGAAAAAAAGCCCCCAAAGCCCAGGCAGCCACGGGAGCCCCGUGUCCGACCGGUGCUGCCACCUGUGGAGAGGGACACCUUGGCCCACCGAAUGCAAAGGCUCAGCACUGAGGACGGUCCUCCGCCUGACCCAAACUAUCGCUUCCUGGCUGACCGAAUGCGCGAGGGUGAUGCAGAUGGCGGUGGGGAUGCCAGCGGAGACCGUGGCAACAGCCGUCGCCACCGGGACAACUACGGAGGCCAGGACUUUGAGAAUGUACGGCAUGCCAUGCGCCAGGAUAAGGCACUGCACAGGGAGGCUGGCCACACCCUGCCUCCAAAACUGGCCAUGACGGGACGAGAGCGGCGAGAGUACGAGCAGUGGAAAAGUGACCGUGCUGCCAUUGACCAGGCGCGAAUGCAGCGCCACAUGGAUUCCGAAGGCAACUUCACGCGCGAGUGGGACCUCCACAAGGGCCAGCAGUUGGGGCCGCCAUCACCUCCAACCGAUCGUCGAGCACCUCGGGGUGGAUCCACUCUGGGGAGCCACAUCUACUUGCGAGGGGGCUCUCGAGGUCGCGGUGAAGGUGGCAGGCGAUCCUCCCACCAUGGUCCUGCCGGUGGCCGAGGCCGAGGCAGCUCAGGCGACUCAGAAGUUAGUGGUGACGAGGGUUUCCAUGGAAAAUCAAGGCAGUUGCACCGUGGUGGCGGUGCUGGCAAAGGUACGAUCAAUGGCCAAGAUGUUUCUCAUCGUCGGGGCUCGAGGCACGACAACCAGCGACGCCACAGCGCACGCUCGGACAUCUCGGACGGCUCUACUUCUGAUGACACGCAAGGUAUGCAACAACCGCCGCCGCCACUGUCUGCAGAUGAUACAACGGAGAGUGAUCCAGCAGAGAGUGAUCCAACAGAGAGUGGUCCAACAGAGAGUGGUCCAACAGAGAGUGGUCCAACAGAGAGUGGUCCAACAGAGAGUGGUCCAACAGAGAGUGGUCCAACAGAGAGUGGUCCAACAGAGAGUGAUCCAAUAGAGAGUGGUCCUACAGAGAGUGGUCCGUCAGAAGAGCCCAGCGAGCAAGCUGCACCUGCUGAAACCUCUGAAGCAAAGUCUGGUGACCUGUAGGAGAACUGAAGAUCACUGCUGACAAGCAACAGCUGAACAUCGGUGAAAAUUUCAGCUGGAGGCCAAGUCAUCAGGUGGCCUGUGAGUAAAGUGGCAACGCUUGCACACGUGACAAGUGGAUUCGCCAAGGUCCGCCAGUGUGCGUAAAGAGGCUUCGAGGCCGUUGAGCCUCGAUCUUAACACUGGCAAUACGGGUCAGAGCGGCAGAAAGUGGUGAAUGGAUAGGUAACAGGUUUAGAGGAUGGGCAAACAACCCAGAAAUGGAAUGGAAGCCACAGUGUGUUUUUACGCCUUUUUGUUGCCGAAGAGUAACUUUACCAAAGCUGCUUACACUGCAGUGGUGAAGGUUUUAGGAAUUUGACAAAGUCAUAUUGUUGCUAGAUACAUGGAGUGUUUUACAGUAUUUGCUCACCUAUUUGAGACAUGUUCUGCUUAGAGCUUCCACAACAUUUUUCUGGUAAACAUUUCUUGAGAAUGUGUUUUUGCAGAUUUACUCUGCCACAAGAUAUGCGUAAAGUGUGGCACUCCUUGAGCAAGGCUCGGAAUGUGCCAGGCCACUGAUUGAAGCAAUACGACAGUUCUGCAAAGGUGUGUGGUGCAUGUGUACAUGUAACUGUACAGGUUUGCAUGACAUAUCUUUUCCGAGCAGAUAUUUUCCCUGUCUUUUAGGUCAAGGAAUGCUUACUUCCUGAUUCCCACUGCAUCACCAGUCAUAGAAUAGUGCACCUAUUCAAGAGCUCCAAAAAAUACAGGCUCUUUGGCGGUACCCAUAUAAAUAUGCAAGGCAAUUACAUAUUUGUAUAAGUGUACGUGUGUCUAGGCACAUCACCGAGCGACCUGUUUUGCCAUGACACAGUCAUUGGAUGAGCACAAAUGUUCAUUGAGAACUCCGUGGGGCAUGCAAUGGCAUUCACAAUGACAUGCACCGUGACACAGACUGCUGUGAUCGAAAAAUAUGCUGCCACACGCGGAUCUCAAAAUCUCAUGAAGGUGUGAUAAUGUAGUCUUUGAGAUUAGCAGGACUGAGCUGAGAACAGCGCCGUCAUUGAUGCUUUUUGAGCUCUCUGCAAUGCUCCUGGUUUCCAGGAGCUUAGACUGUCGCAUGGUUUUCGAUAAGCUUCUGCUAGUGCGCGCACAAUUUUCAGGCACUUAUUUUGUACACAGUACUUUGUUUCCUGUUAUAAAUUCCACUUCUUGGUAGGAGUGUGCAAAUAGGAAUGUUUUUGACCGACUCGAAUAUUGAAUAGGUACUUUUCAAGUAGCCUUCAAAUAACACACAGCCUUUUUUCUGUACUACUAAUGUAAAACAGUGUUCACACCCUGGUAUCUAUAAUGUCGACAAGUUUCUCUCAUUACGCUACUCAUUAUGAAGUAUGGGUUAUUAAAAGAAUGAAUAGAGCAUUAUGCUACUCUGUUUCAUGUGUACAUAGUCGGUGAUGCUACGAAGGCUCACAUUGCUUGCAUGUGCAAACAAAAAUUGGUAUUUCACAUAUGAAAGAUAGAUAUAAGUAAUAUGAGUACACAUCUUGUAAUUCGAUGUAACAUAAUAUUUAACACUUUUUGACAUAAAAUAUGACGUAUAUAUUUCAUAGAGGGCAUGGCUGAUCUCAAACUAUUUACCGCCGAAGAAGCGAAGUGUCCCAUUCCUGCGACCAGCUCUUGUCUGAAGCAAAGUAUGUCACACACUGAUGGUUCACCAAGGUGCACAGGUUAUAUCUGAUUUGGGGUAACCUUAUGUGUCCACAAGUUAUAAUAUAUGAAGUACAAGUUGGCAUACGCGCUCAAGAGUGCACUCGCUCCACACCCAUUUUCCAGGUGCGAGAUAGAGAAAUAGUGAAGGCAGAGCAAGAAAGACCACCUCUGGGUGGGAUAGUUGCAGUAUAUGGUGCCACUAUUAUAUCAGAUAAUAUUGCCAUGAAGUGUGUUCAAACUUAAUCCAAAGGGAACCCACAAAUGCAGUGUCUAAAUAUGCAGUACUAAAUAAUACCCACUGCUGAACGCGAUGUCUGAAUAAAAUCUGAGUGCAAAUGAUCGCAGUUUAGCCAAGAAAAUAGUCUGGCUGCCUGAGCAAUGCCGCGUGCUUUAAUAUGCGACUCCUCGUGUUUUAUGUCCAUUGCAACUGUAAUGAAAGUUGUCACAUUUUUGCUUCAGUUUUUGUUCGAUGAUGCACAGCUGACCAAGUGAAGUACAGUCAAACCUGGAUAUUGUUACAAUGGGAUGCAUUUAUUUAGAUAUGUAGAGACGAUUGAGGAAUGCCGUUCCAACAUUGAGCCACUUAUCAGACAAGCACACUUCUUCGUCCUCUUCUCCUGACUUUUCACUCUAGCAUAAAAAUAUAAUUAGGGGUGUGCAAAUACUCAAAUAUUACCAAAUCGAAUUGAAUAGAAGAUGUUUGAAUAAUUCGAUUCGCAAAUUGAAUAUCUGCUAUUUGGCUUUUUGUAUAUGUGAUAUAUUCGAAAAUUUGAUGUUUUCGAAUAUUCAAUAUAUCUGUGGAGCCCCUUGUGCUCAAUGCUGCCCAAUUGAGCGUUUCACUCCAUUUUUGGCGCAAAAGGAGCGCCGAGCCAAUGGCCGAGCAAUAAUACGGAUGGGCCGGCUCCGGCUGACGUGGUAGCCAACUUUGUCACUGCGAGCGCUCCCCAAUAUCAACCGAAUGCAGGGAUCACACACAACUCCCGACAGCCGCAACUCGCAGAACGGUGCCGCAUUGGCCGGAGCUGCCUCUGUCGGUGCAAGGUUCGUUGAGGUGGACAGGGCCAGUCGAAACAAUAAUGCAAUGCCGACAGAGUGAAUGGCAGCAAAAGCAGCUCAUAUUUCGUAAAGUGCAAAAGCAUGUGUGAAGAUCGGGCCGAUUAGCCGCCGAUAGGCAUGCAGAACGUGUUGUACGAGUAGUGAAGAAAUUCCUGCUGCUUCAACAGCCGUCAAUCUGGCCUGUACGCGUGAUCUUGAGACUUAUCACUGAUGAGCUAUCCGUACGAACAUACUAGUGGCAAACAUUACGCAACGGCUUGUGGCUCGUUACCACAUCAGCCAGCAGCAAAUUUUCAUCAUGGCCAUUAGGACUAAUCGGUGCUGCAUCAUCGGGCUUCGGCAACUGAAGUUAUAGUUUGGUGCCAAAUUGACGCAGAUAUAUUUACAGCAGCAACACAACGCUUGGAAAGCCCACAAACCACCUGACAAAUGAAUGGGGUGACCAUGCGUCCCACGACUCGCGGGGCUGUCCCGCAUUGAGGGCUAUUGUCCCGCGUCCCGCAAAAGAUACGAAAAUCUUCAAAUAUGUCCCACAUUUCACACUUUAUUAUUAUUGUUUGGCAGUGCCUCGAGUUCAGCUGCAUCUGGCCACCCUGUUUGAGGAUGUGUUAUCAGCAAGCACUCCAAGCUUCUGAAAAAGUCAGCUAGCCGCGUAGUUCACGGCGGUGACAAAUGCUUCUUGCCAGUUGCACGCGCCGCCCCGCCAUUCCCCUGAUGCGGGCCCCUGGUUGAAUUUGCAGCUGGUUGACAAUUUUUCUUUAUUUUAAAGGAAGAAAUUUAUUUGACGACGAAAUCAAAUAUAAGAUGGAUAUAAGUACACAUUUGGAUGCCCGGAAGUAACAACUGUCGGGGGUACCUCCUAACAAAACAUUAAAUGGGGGUUAGUAGGAUCGUGGAAAACAGUGAGUCAUAUCAUAUAUUAUACCAUUUCUACUUCAUCAUCGGAAAUAAAGGGUAAGAGAAAAAAAAUAAAUGAAAAAUAUGACAAGUAUAAUCACACAGUUAAAAAGAAAGGAUGAAGAAAAAAAAAUAGGAAAAAUCCUAAAAAUAACUCGCAGAAAUUCAAACGAGGAUAAAUGGCACGUAAAACUAACAACGCGGACAAGUAUCAAUUAUAGGCAAAAUUGAAUGACUCGAUAAUUUGAACAGUGCAUUGCAUAAUAGUAAAGCAGAACAAAAUCUAAUUAAAUCUAUGUUCAUUAAAUUAUACAAUGUGUCAGAUAAAGUGUUCAUGAAAUGCUUCUUAUGUUGUUAAAUUAUUUUUAUGUAGAUAUUAAUAAUUUUGUUUCGUGUCGGAGCAUAUUACAGCGAUGUAUAAAAUAGUAUUGCUUAAACAGAUAUGUAUACUUGAACUGCGACUUGUAUCAGUUACUCUAUUCCCUGUUUCAGAGUUGACAAAAUAUUGCAAGAGAACAUUUCUUGCCAAAAGUGAAAAAUAAGUUAUUGUAGUUAAUUCAUCGUGCUGUGUCAAUCCCCCCUUCCGGUCAGCCUGUCGCGCAUUUCGCUAGUAGGAAGGUGGUCACCCUACAAACGAAAGAGAGUACACAGGAUGGCAACAAAGUUGUCCACAGCCGCCAUCUUUGCAACACACCAUACCCGACACCCCCUCGCUGACGCACAUCUUUGUAGCUUUGAGUAACCCAUCACAAAACUAGCUUUGCAUUUACACCCGGUUGCAUGCAUUUGCGCGGACGGCGAACGAAUGGAGGAGGAAGGGGAAGAAGCGAGCGUCGCACAAACUUGCCAUGACCCUCCAGAUUUCAGAAUCUUUCACAGAUGGAAAAUCACGCCGAACAUGACAAUGAAACGGCAGGGACGGCGCCGGCUAUGCGCGAAGCGACAAUCGAGUCACGUGAUGCAUGGUCCUUUUGUCUGUCGUGCGGAUUGACCUCGCGAUAACCGACCUGCCGUAAAGUUGGGCUAGCCCUUCUGUAUUUUUGGAGAAAAACUGGAAUGCAAAACAUUCUAUGCAAUAAAUCAGAUUGCUGCAAUACACAGGUCCACUACUAAACUGAGAAUCUCAUUGGUAUUCAGUGCGACAGAAUGUCACUAAUUCAUUAGUUUCAGAAAUAAAAAGCACUCGAUUCUGUUCAACAGAUAUUCUAUUCAUAAAUUAAAUAAAUAUUUUCCGGGCCUUCAAAUACUAGAACUAAGCUAUAAUACUAAUUUGGUGUACUAAUUUGGUGUUGCUUUUAAUAAGCAUAGACUGUACUGUAUCUCGAUUUCUAUGUACCUAAGUUACUGAAAGCUUUCUUACAUUCUUGUUGUUUAAUGGUACGAGACUCCCGAACAUGCGUAGCACUGUAUUUUCUUGCCCAAAAUUUGUGAACAUUAAAUUUUGUGAAAACUUUUCUCAUAUUUGAUAUACAGCUCUUUCUUUGUUGACUCAAUUCGACAUUUCAUUUGAAAUCUUCUAUUCAGUAUUUGCACACCCCUAAAUAUAAAGAACAUGGAUAUCGCAAAUUAUCAGACGUAACAAAGUAAACCUAAAUUGUUCUUGCUAAUAUCAGUGCGAAAUUAACACGUGCUUAAACAAAUAUCAGAUAUAAUGAAGGUAUCUUCAUGUUGUAUGCCCUUUCAUUGUAAAGAGGUUUGACUGUAUUAUAACACUAAAUGACAGAAAUCCUGAUUUGUGAAUAUAGUAACUAUUCGAUUCGAAGACUGCAUCGAAUAGGACAGUAUUCUUUUUAUUGGAAAGUUAUAAGUAUUCCUUCACUCCUGUUUGGCAAGGCUGGUUAUGAAGUUCUAGUGUGUGUAAUAACAGCCCCAUCCAUUCUCUUUUUUGAGCCAUGCCUGGCUACAGUUGCCAUGCUUGAUCACUUUUUCUGUUGGGGCAAGUGUACACAACUCUAUAAUUUGCUGGCAUUACUUCUUCCUGGUAAAGCAUUGGUUGUCAGAAAUAUCAAUUUCUGAGGGGAUUAGGCUGCAACAGCCGCAUUGCUUAGUUUCUGAUUUGCCUUACAGCAGGGUUCAGGCUACUGGCUUGUGAUCAGUUGUUAUAGCUUGCUGUCAAUUGAUUAUUAUUGAUUGCAGUGAUUGCCUUACUGCUAAUGGUACCCAAAGAAUAAAUCUUUGCCUGAUGGUCUUGUUAUUAAACGUGCUUAGUGCUGAAUCAUGUAAGGUGCAUCUUAAAGGGACACUAACAAUCAAAUCAAAAUGUGCAUUUAGCGUGAUAAGCAUUUUUUCAUGGUGUGAUGUAUUUAUUUCAAAUUUUGAACCCAAACCACCGUGUCAGAUUAGCAUGUUGUCACAGAGUAUUUUCACCAUGUGGGCUGUUCAUACAAAAUUCUCAAAAGUUAUGCGAUGGAAUUCUAUUUUAUUGUGAAACUAUUAACUAGUCCCACGCAGUUGCUGUCAAAAUUCUAUGAUGUCAUGGGAAGCUGGCACAGCAGCUUGACGCCCACAUUUUGUUGCAUCUUUUUUGGAUCGCCAAUACUCCCCUUCUACGCCAUGUUAUUAUCCCAAAUUUAGCCCAAAACUAUCCAAAGCAUUUUUAAGGACUCCAGUGGCCGACGUGUUGUACCUCCCCAGAAAGAAUAAAUUCACUUCUGCUCCCAUGGAUCUUGUGCUGCCAUCUGCCAAAAACACGACUUAAAUCACUCAGACGAAAUUAGGCUCUAUCCAUAGCAUUGCUAGAAAAUGCAAAGUACCAUUGACAAGCUGAGCUCGUUCUUGGCCACUUUUACCAGCAAAACAUGGAUGAACACCCAGCUCAUCUCAGGCACGAAAGAGAUUAGUAGUAAACUGGCAUUUUUGGUAUUCGAGAAAUAUAAUUAUAAUUUAUAAAAUCCAGCUUUACUUUAAAAUCUUAUUUAUUCUCCCUUCAAAUUAUUGCAAUAAUUUGCACGCAUUUUCUUCCAUCCAACACUACGUUCAGGCUCCUGUCGCACAGUUGUAAAUGACCUUUGCAAAAAAAAAAAGGGGGGGAAAAAAAGGUUCCUUCACUUGUGCAGUUGCCAACUCAUAACAAUCUGCAAAGCAGGCAGUGCUAAAGAAACUUAAUCACUAAACAUGGCCCAUGCUUAUAGACAUAAAUUAAAAAGCAUUUUGCACUGAGCAGUGACAGCUGUAUAGGAUACACUGAGUAGACCUCACACUGUUGAAUUAUUUCUCUGCAGCACAGCAAUUUUGGCUGCACAUUCGUUUGAUUCUAUUUCUCCCGCUUGUUCAUCACAUGCAGCCCCCCCACAUUAAACUACGCAGAUGUUUAUCUAAUGCUGCCUGAGUCUACUGAAGGUUUCAGAGAGCGGUAUUGCUUUGUGUUGCGAGCUGUCAUGAUGGAUUACUCGGCUAUUUCGGCCAGAAUAAAUUAAAAACGGGCAUCAUCUUCAAUCGCCAACUACCUCUGUCUUGCGUCGGCUGAACCCAUGCUACAUUUGAAAAUUCUUCAAUCACAUCAAGCCACCUAAUGCUUCGCCAUCUUCAAAUGCAUUUAAUUUACCUUGGUCCAUACCAGACACGAUGCAAUAGACAAACAUUUGAGCAAAUGACACAAGCAUUGACUGGUGACUGAAAAUUUUAACUCUGCACAAUGGCAAUGCAUGUAGUGGGACAGAAACUGUGAGCACAAUGGAAGACAUGCAGGGAAGAAUUUGGUCAUCAACGUCAGCCAGGCAGUCUUGCUGAUAAAACUGUGCCUUAUGUAUGUAGCCUGCCUCAAGCACCUUCCUGAACUUUCUUCAGCCGUGCAUUCAAGUGUCAUUACUACCAGUUCAGUUGCAGGUCCAUUGCUAUACUUUCAAACCCACUUUGGAAGACUGCAGUCCUUCUCGCAAUAGCUAGCCUGGAGGGGCAGGUGAUGCCUCACCGUCUUCUUCGGAGACUGUGCUCACUUUCUGCCAUGGCACACACAACUCACUGCUACCUUGUUCUACUACUUGUACUACUUGUUCACCUACUUGUUCUUACUGCGCAAAAUAAAAAGAAAAUUAUCAUCAGUUUGUGCUCAGGUAGGGAGUACCUAUGCAGUAUGCACUGCCAUGCAGCUGCAAUUCCUUUACUAUAAUACUUUCAUCUUUUGCCUUUGCCAGUGCACUAUUGUGAUUCUGAUCACUUUUGGUAAUCUCGCCAAAUUUACCAGUGAUAAUGCAACAUUAUUCUGUGAAUAUAUUUUGGACUAAACUAGGAACUGAAAUGAAGUUCACCCACCAGAAGUCACGGGGCACUGCUGCCAAUCUUGAGUGUGCAUCAUGCAAAUAUCUAAAACUUGCAAUGUAUGCCAAUCUUUUUCUCAUGGUUAAGUGAGAAAAUAGUGUUGUCCCUAAAUGCUGUACGAGACAGAGGAUCACAGAAAGAUGGAGGCUUGAAGUGAAUAACAGUGAUUGAACAGGGGAUGAUGCUGGAGCCAGCAUUUUGACAAGCGGACUUGCCUUUGCCAGUGCCUUGACAAGCGUUCGCUCCAACAACAUCUCUUGGUCGACCACUGUUGAUCAUCAUAAAUUCUGCGUUUAUUGGUUGUGGACAGGCUAGUGCAUAUGCUAUAUCAGUGGCUGCAGAUUGACCAUUGGAGUCCAUCGUACUGCUUCUGAUUGGUAACUUAGUGGAAUGACAUCACGUGUUUCUUUGGAGUAUAUGGGUGUCAUGGCUGACAUACUGAUGCUGUAGAUACAGCACAGUGCUGCCAAUGCCAAGGUGCAGUAUUACUAGCCUGGUGCCAACGGUGCCACAAAAGAAGCCUGUUAAAGCAGGAAGCAUCAAACAAAGGCUGGAUGUUUAGUCACUUGAUGCAUUGGCAGAAUGGACAAAACAGCAUAGUUCAGAGUGACAGAGGAAAGUAUGGGGCAAUAUUUUCUUUCUGUAGCAUUUUGCUGUUUCUGUAGUAGCACACAUUCCUUAAAGAAUUUGCAGUCCUAGUUGUCUGGUCAGGCAUCUGAAGGCAUUUUGGUUCUGUAGGCUUGUUUUACAGUUGAUAACACAAUUGCAAUGUGUGUGCAGAGCGUUGCACGUGGACAAGUUUGAGCAUCACAUUAUCUCUUGCAAGAACUGGCUGGCAGUGUAGUUGUGUCCUGACGAUAGGAAGCAGUAUUCAACGAUGGUAGAAAACACAUUGCACUGAUUAGCGACUGCACGAGUAUGCCAUGCCAUGCCUUUUACACAGUGAGCAGGUAAAGAACACAUGAGUUGUCAGUCAAAAUGCCAUGGCAAGAGAAUUUUUCUUUUUCCAAAAGUUUUAGAGAAGGGUUGCUCGCACUGUUACCUUUUGGCCUGUCUUGAAGGCCCCUAAGAUUUCUCUCAUGGAUCUGUAAAAGUUAGGCUUGUGUGAAUAGUGCUUUUUGGUUCAAAGCGAAUAGUAAUUCUUCUCGAAUAAUUUCUAAGCGAAUACUUCGAUUAGUAGCAAGUAAAGAAAAAAAAAAGACAGCAGAGGGCUAAGGUCUGGGAUUUAUUCAAGGAAAGUAAACAACUUGAUUAUUUACGAAAAUCUACAAAUUUUCGUGCAAGCUCACUAGCUGUUCCACAUGCUGGGGUUUGAGGUGCUCGCUUCUGCAGCUUACAACGGCUCCUGCAGUGGAAAAAAGCCUUUCACUUCUUUUCUGGGUGGCUGGUAUCGAAAGAUACCUACAGGCAGCUGCAAGCAGGGUUGGGUAAAGGUGGCUGCCGUUGCUUUUCCACCACACAAGGGGGUCUUCGGACCGGGAAAGAAGGCGGGGCCUUCAAGUACCCAGCAACCUCAACCGAGAUAGUACGCUUGAUUGAUGAUGUGCAUGCGAACUGAAGUGUGCAAAAGCACUCCACACAGAGUCCCCUGAUGAGUCGGCAGAGCAGGUGCUGUUCUCACUUGUUGCUGUACCAUGUUGAUCAACUGGCACAGUCUCUUCUGCUGCCGUUGUGAGUAGAGUGAAUGCCCAUUGCUUUGCGGGUCGCUCAGCAUAACAAACAUCUUUGUAUCUAGGAUCGAUCAAUAUUGCCAAUGCAGGAAGGCGUGAAAUCUUGAUAUCAGGGAACCUCGUCUUGAUGCUACGCAAAAGGCUUGAGGCAAGCAAUGCUGCCUCACCACCUUCGGAAACAUGUUCAGCUAGAACCACCUCGGUACACUGCAACAGGGGAAUGACUUGUGACAGCGUGGGAUAUCUGUCCCCAGACAGUUCAGUUGUGGCAUGGUCAAGUGGCUUCAAGACUUGCACUAUUGCAUUCAUAAGGUUCCACUCACUUCCGUUCAAGUUUGGAACUGCGUCAGAUUCUGAAAGUUCUACAGUGAUGACCGUACGGAGCUUCACGAGCCUGGCCAUCAUGGCAUGCUCACUGUUCCAUCACGUCGGGACGUCGUGUAUAACCUUGAGAGGGUCCAACUGCAUGUUUCUCUGAAUUUCCUUUAGCCGUCCUCGUUCCUUGGCACUCCGUUUGUAUCUAGCCACUAUCGCUCUGGCUUUAGCACAGAGCUGCAAAAACCCUGACAGUUCUCUUUUGGCAUCACUGACACACAACUGAAGGGUGUGUCCGAAACACUGCACACCAUUCCAGGACGACCGCGCUACUGCAGAAGUAAAGUUCCUUCCAUUAUCUGUAACGACGAAGAUCGGCACAGUAUCGUGGGCUGGAAGUUCCCACUCCUCGAUGACACCUGCGAUAAAUAGCUCCAGGUUUGCUGCAGUGUGAGAGUCUGUCAUCUCCGUGCAAGCCAAUGCAUGCACGUGUUGCACGAAGUCACUGUCUAUGACGUGACAAGUUACACAAACGUAGCUGUCAUUUGCCCACGAUGUCCAACCAUCAGUUGUGAUUGAAAGCGACUCCACUCCACUUGCAAAAAUGUCUCCGAGCUUCUUUUUCACCUUCUCUGUGCUUGAUGCGUAGAGGUCUGGAAUAAUGGCUCUAGAGAACGUUGUCCGAGACGGCAGGGCAUAAUCCGGCAUAGCGAACUUCAUCAUGUCGAGGAAAUCCGGUUCUUCGGCAAUGUUGUAGGGGUGCAUACCACGAGCUACAAAGCGAGCUAUCAUUUUUGUCAUCUGUUGGGGCUUUUGGGGCUGACGCUUUCAUUUUCGGCUUGAAACUGUCGGCUAUGGAUGGCUGUUGACCACUUGCCUUGCUUGCCCCCUUGAGCUUGGAUGGCCUCUCGCAUGCAUUCCGCUUCUCUUGGUAGUCCUUGUGCAAGUCCGGGUGUCUCCUUAAAUGCGUUGCUAUAGGGUUGUUGUCGUACUUGUCGGGGUCUUCAGGACUGCCUUGCAUUUAAGACAUCGAGCUUCGGUUCCCGGUGGAAUCUUUACAAAAAAGUACCAAAUCGGAUUGCUGGCCGCAUGCAAGUCCCCCCAUGGUGCUCUCUGGAGUGGUCCAAGGUGGCUGGGAUUGAUCAAAUGCCGCCACGGCAGAGACAGUUGCCCACUAAACACAAUCGACCAGACCACCACGCCUAAUGUUACUAGAACUAGGUACGUUGACCACGCCGACGAGAUCCAUUUUUGUACCCCUUUGUUCUGAGUAUAGUUCUGUUUUCCUGCCUUGGUUUGGAUUGGAUUGAGAAAAGUAUAACUGAAUCUAAAACCGAAACUUCCGAAAACGCCUUCUCCCUGCCGCGUGUUGCUAUUCGUUUGAGCCAAAUACUUCGAAAUUUAAGAAUAACAAAAUUCGAAUCGAAACGAAUAACGAAUAGCGCAUUAUUCAUUCAACUAUUCGAAAAUAUUGAAUAUUCGCACAAGCCUAGUAAAAGUGUUAUACAGUGUACUGCUAUCGGAAAGGAAGGAAUUCAUUUGCAUUGGCAACAAUGUCAAGAAUGAUUUACACUGAUAGCAAGCGUGCCCGCACUGUUGUGCACUGUCAGCCUAUUACUGAUGGAUCUGCCUGAAUAUUGAAUGAGAAGUGCUUCUUUCUUGGUUAAAUUAGCUGGAAUUCAUUACACCACAAAUAUGAGCACCAUCAGCUUCUUACAAGACUUGAAGCGGUGAUGAACUCUUCUGAUUGCAGGCUUUGAGUCUUGCAUUAUGAUCAAGUGCCCGACUUUAUAGUAAAAAAAAUCAGCUAGUCAAAUUUUUAUAAUUACUUGUAUUAUUACGACCUGAAGCCACUUUAAUAUGUUUGCCAUUGUGGUAUCAGCAACGUAAAAAAACAUGCAUAAGGAUUUCACCUUCCCUGUAUUUAAAGAAGUUUGGGUGCUAAGAAAAGAACAGCAUUCACCACCGGUGGCUUGUACAGCACAGGUUGGCCAAGGUCAGGGCGAGACAUUUACUGAUCGGCCCCCUAGUCGAAAUGGUUCGUACCCGAUCGAAUGCAUUUUCUGAAACACCUGUGUAUUUAUACUAAGCAAGAAUCACCAUAAUCCCUACUAAAAAAAAAGAUCCAAAUGAACACAAGACAAGGUGACAGUGUAAAAUAUGCGCACUAUGCAAUAGUGCAAGAGACUUAAUCUCUUUGAACUUGAAGCUACUUGAAUCAAUAGCUAAUAGUACAUUCUCUAUUCUGUAGUAUUUCACGCUGUUUUCAUGUACUCGAACCAGCAACAGCUUGCUCUAAAUUCACGCUUGUCGGCAUGUUGCACUUCAGAUGUGGCACUCUUUCUUAGACCAGAGAUGUACCAAGUCAAACGACGACGUAGAACUAAAGACAGAUGGUCGCGCCACCUUCACACUCCCAAAGCAGCUUUUCGUAAUUGGACGGGUCCGGGUCGUACUGAAGCAACAUGACAAAGUUAGCUUGUUGCUUGAAAAACUUCAUUUGCAGGCAAAACAAAAGUUUUGCCAGCCAACUUUGCUUGGCUUUUCCUGCUGAAAAAUAAACCAAAAACGCUACGAGAUCUGUGCCAUCUUGCCAUGAUAUUAUUGCUGCCAUCGAGGGGGCAAGUCAGGCCUUUGCUCAUGUGACUCUCCUAGCCAACAACUGGUUCUUAAUUAUUUUGAGCAGCGCUGCGAAGUUCGAGAGCAGUACUCUGCCUGUCUGGCUGGCCUUAGCAUUUGCCUUUAGCCUCUAACUUUGCAAGCGUCAGUAGGCAGUAUAGUACUCCAUUUAACAUAGAAGUGCCCCCAAUGACAGUGUUCACCAUUUAAAUUGAAAUUGUCCAGUUGUUUGAAAAAGCUAUUUCUCAAACAACUUAGCAAUACUCAUAGUUCAGUCUCUCUUAAUUGUAUGUUGUUUCUGCACAUUCUGUUUUCUCUUGCCUUACUUGCAGGUGCUUUAAUGUGUGGUAGAUGCACUUUAAAAUGUUUAAAUGUUUUAAAUGCAUGGAAGGUACUUAAUUAUGAAUACCCAGGUUCUGAAGCCUGCUUUUGUAGUCUUCUUGUUGCACUUAGCUGUAUUAAGUCUGUCAGUUCAAUAAUUUGAAAAAUGUACUUUGGUGCCGCCUUUUUUAUUUUCUUUGUACUUGGACAUUUUUUUGUCCAGAUAAUUUGCUUCAGAAGUGCCUUGUUUGGUGCUGGUGUGUUUGCAAGGUGUGAAGCGAUUAUCUUUUGAGUGGCUUGUUUGUUUGAGACGCUUGCAUGCUCUCAGAGUACGCUCGUUUGCUAAUCAAGGUAAUACCUAUUAAAGUUUAAAAAAGGAAGAACUCAUUUAUGCCCAUGUACAAUACUCAUGUAUUAUGACCUCAAUUACCUGGUCGCCUUGCUCAUAUAUGAUGAAAGCCUUGCACAAGUGUGUUCUUGUGGGAAGCAAAUCUCCUGGAUGACAGUGCCACUAGUUCUGUGCAAAUUUCUCUCCUAAGAAUCCAUGCUAUUGUCCAGACAUCAUCUGUGGUCUUCCACAAAAAGGCAUUAACGUGAACACUGCUACACCAGCAAUUCUUUUAAGGAAAAUAAAAAAACAAAUGCAAGUAUACAACCUCGUGCACUGGCUUGAUGAAAGAUGGUGCCGGUAGAGCAAGACAUGCUCACUGCACUGCGUCCAGGUGAUAUCUGCUUUUUACUAAAGAGGUUUCUCUCACUCACAUGCAUUGAUAUAUGUCUUAGAGGCCCACUCCAAUGAAAUUUCGAAGCACAUAAAAAGCCUAGGUUCAUUUAUGUAUGUUAUAUAUAUAGCAGCCUCCAUGCAUAACAUGUGUGUUUGAAAUAAAAGCUCACAGAGGUGAACAUUUUUUUUAUACCAAAACUGAAGAAAAUGGUGCCAUUACCACUUGCUGGAAGUGAUGCAUGACCCAGAAUGCUGAGAACCAUUGCAACUCCUUGUAAUGGCCUCCAAGAUUAGGCAGCACCCAUGGCCUGCCAAAAGAAAAUCACCGCCCAAGCACUCCAUACAGAUGGGAUCUCGUUUAAUCUCGAUGGUUCAUUAAAGUCUUUCUCAAUUAUUGGUUAUGUCUUUGUGUUUUACACACAUGUUCGGCUGCGACGGAGUGAACGACGUCACUGACCAUAUGCCCACAGUCCGCCGUUGUCGCCAUUGCCGCUUGCGAUUCUUCAAAAUUAAAUUGCUUCAAAAUUAAAUAUGACCGUCAUGGUAAGACAAUGAAUGGCUCAUACCCCCUUAAGCAAUGGCUCAUAUCCUCGUAAACGUGGCCUCCCCAUUACGACAACAGAAAAGUGAAAUUUUGCGCUAGAAUGACUAGCGGCAACGGAGCCAGCUGUGGAAGAAGACGCUCGAGCCAUUGCUAAUGAUGAUGAUAGUUGCUGCGCACAUCAGACGGACGAAUUUUGGUUUUGCCUAGCCAUAUACAGCUUCGCUGUAAAAAUCUCGGAGGCGACAUGGUGGGAUUUAUAUCAUAUCCGACAACCACUAGGUGCAUGUGUCAUCCGUUUAAGCACUAUUCAAAGGCUGCUAAUUAGAAAAUCAGACUAUUACUAGUUCUAUGGCUUUGUCAUUACUUCUACACUUGGAUUACUUUGACAGCAUAUAUACUGCUAAAGUGAAAUUUCAUUGCAGUUGGUCUUUAAGUGUGGAUUGUGUCUUUUGUGAUGAAGGCACCACCACUGCUGUGUCAGCUGGCUGCCAAAAGGAGUUUCUGGUCAAGCUCGGAGCCCAAAUGUGCAGUGAUGCAAAAACUCCAGUUGUUUGACAGUGUAAUGUCUAGAUUGAUGAGACCAUCUCAGCUCACGGAGUGCUGCACUCAGAAUAGCCAUGUGGGCCUGUCUUUUUGUUCCUGCCAGCCUGGCCAAUUCUCCGUUCGUAUUAUUUAUUUAUUCAAUUAGUGAAGCGUGGUUCGGAUCACUAAAGGUUCGACGACCACCUUGUAUGUCAAGAGAGAACUGUUCUCCUUUUUAUGGAAGCCUUUGGGCUAGGAAAUGUGAACCACUGUUCAUUACCAAGCAGAUAAUAAAAAGGUUGUGGUGAUGCA
Messenger RNA from Dermacentor silvarum, 16579 nucleotides. Its product is annotated as coiled-coil domain-containing protein 9. The record is from RefSeq and is a predicted model, not a curated record. Bases 319 to 1650 code for a protein of 443 amino acids. The transcript is spliced from 9 exons. NCBI's taxonomy places the organism in Eukaryota, Metazoa, Arthropoda, Arachnida, Ixodida, Ixodidae.